UCUUGCCUGUCCCCACUUGUUUGCCGCCUCUAGAUAACUGUCUUUAAUAUAAGAAAAUGGAAACUGAACAACCAGAGGAAACCUUCCCCAACACUGAAACCAAUGGUGAAUUUGGUAAACGCCCUACAGAGGAUAUGGAAGAGGAACAAGCAUUUAAAGGAUCUAGAAACACAGAUGAGAUGGUUGAAUUGUGCAUUCUGCUUCAGAGCAAGAAUGCUGGGGCAGUGAUUGGGAAAGGAGGCAAGAAUAUUAAGGCGCUUCAUACAGAUUACAAUGCCAGUGUUUCAGUCCCAGACAGCAGUGGCCCCGAGCACAGAUUGAGCAUCAGUGCUGAUAUUGAAACAAUUGGAGAAAUGCUGAAGAAAAUCAUCCCUACCUUUGAAGAGUGCCUGCAGUUGGCAUCACCCAGUGCAACCAGCCAGCUUCCGCUCGAAUCUGAUGCUGUGGAAUGCUUAAAUUACCAACACUAUAAAGGAAGUGACUUUGACUGUGAGUUCAGACUGUUAAUUCAUCAGAGUCUGGCAGGAGGAAUUAUUGGAGUUAAAGGAGCUAAAAUCAAAGAACUUGGAGAGAACACUCCGACAACAAUCAAACUUUUUCAAGAAUGCUGCCCUCAUUCCACCGACAGAGUUGUUCUUAUUGGAGGAAAGCCUGACGUUGUGGAGUGCAUAAAGAUCAUCCUUGAUCUUAUAUCUGAGUCUCCCAUCAAAGGUCUUGCACAACCUUAUGAUCCUAACUUUUACGACGAAACCUACGAUUAUGGUGGUUUUACAAUGAUGUUUGAUGACCGUCGUGGUCGUCCUGUGGGAUUUCCCAUGCGGGGAAGAGGUGGUUUUGACAGAAUGCCUCCUGGUCGGGGUGGAUGUCCCAUGCCUCCCUCUAGAAGAGAUUACGAUGACAUGAGCCCUCGUGGAGGACCUCCUCCUCCUCCUCCUCCUGGCCGGGGUGGCCGGGGUGGUAGCAGAGCUCUGAAUCUUCCUCUUCCACCACCACCACCACCCAGAGGAGGAGAUCUAAUGGCCUAUGACAGAAGAGGGAGACCUGGAGACCGCUAUGAUGGCAUGGUUGGUUUCAGUGCUGAUGAAACUUGAGACUCUGCAAUAGAUACAUGGAGCCCAUCAGAAUGGCAAAUGGCUUAUGAACCACAGGGUGGCUCAGGAUAUGAUUAUUCCUAUGCAGGGGGACGUGGCUCUUACGGUGAUCUUGGUGGACCUAUUAUUACUACACAAGUAACUAUUCCCAAAGAUUUGGCUGGAUCUAUUAUUGGCAAAGGUGGUCAGCGUAUUAAGCAAAUUCGCCAUGAGUCUGGAGCUUUCAUCAAAAUUGAUGAACCUUUAGAAGGAUCCGAAGAUUGGAUCAUUACUAUUACAGGAACACAGGACCAGAUACAGAAUGCACAGUAUUUGCUGCAGAACAGUGUGAAGCAGUAUUCUGGAAAGUUUUUCUAAGACUAGUGAAGAACUGAAGGAGUCCUGCAUCUUUUUUUUUUUUUUUUUUUUAUCUGCUUCUGUUUAAAAAGCCAACAUUCCUCUGCUUCAUAGAUGUUCUGCAUUUGAGGUGUAGUGAAAUCUUUGCUGUUCACCAGAUGUAAUGUUUUAGUUCCUUACAAACAGGGUUGGAGGGAGGGCAUGCAAAAAACUAACAUUGAAAUUUUGAAACAGCAGCAGAGUGAGUGAGUUUUAUUUUUUGUUCUUUGUUGGUGGUUUUAAAAAAAUUCCCCCGUGUAAUUAUUGUGAACACCUUGCUUUGUGGUCAUUGUAAACAUUUGGGGGGGGGGACAGGGAGGAAAGUAAUAGUCCACAUGUCCCUGGCAUUUGUGCAGAGCAGUGUGCAGAAUGUAAUGCUCUUUUGUAAGAAACGUUUUAUGAUUUUUAAAAUAAAUUUAGUGAAUCUAUUUUUGGUGGUCUUUUUUUUAAGACAAUUUUCAAAUGGAGGUUGAAUAUCCCAACCCCUCCCCCCCACCUAAACACUUGAGUUUGGUUUUCAGCUCCUCUGUUGGACAAAACUGCUCCUCUUGAAUAUAGAUUUAUAAAGCUUGGGUGAUUUCUAGAUGCUUGGACAGAAAUUCCGUCACACUUCUACUCAUAAUGAACUCUGAGGGUGUGUUUUUUUUUUCAAAUGUUUGCUCCCACUUUUCACAUUUUGUAAAUUGUGAAGAACCCAGGUGUGAGCAGCAGUACUACAGGAUACUAGUUUAUACCAGAAGUCUGAUGGACAGCAAGUUUUAUCAGAAUAACAUUUGGUUAUGGAAGUGGCUGAUGCUGAGUAAAUUCUCAUUAUUUUUGUUAGGUAAUUUCUCACUUAUAGACUUAAACUGUCAACCUGCCUAGUGUUUAUUAGUUAAAAUUUGUAAAA
This is a messenger RNA of Jaculus jaculus (lesser Egyptian jerboa), 2355 nucleotides long. Its product is annotated as heterogeneous nuclear ribonucleoprotein K-like. Lineage: Eukaryota; Metazoa; Chordata; Mammalia; Rodentia; Dipodidae. Gene Ontology annotation, cellular component: nucleus; cytoplasm. Gene Ontology annotation, molecular function: mRNA binding. The transcript has a single exon. The record is from RefSeq and is a predicted model, not a curated record. Gene Ontology annotation, biological process: regulation of transcription by RNA polymerase II; regulation of mRNA splicing, via spliceosome.